Molecule: messenger RNA, 289 nt
Organism: Eimeria tenella
Lineage: Eukaryota; Apicomplexa; Conoidasida; Eucoccidiorida; Eimeriidae
Exons: 1
Source: RefSeq, a predicted model, not a curated record
AUGCGGCAGCUGCAGCAGCAGCAGCAGCGAGAGCAGCCACACCACCUACAGCAGCAACGGCAGAAACAGCAGCUGCAGCAACAGCAACAAAAGCAGCAGCAGCAGGGGCAGCAGCAACAGCAGCAGGAGCAGCAGCAACAGCAGCACCUGCUAUACCUCGCUUCUUCAUGGCUCGCCCCUUUAUUUCUCUCCUUGGAGACGCUGAACCAGCAGAACCAGAGGCCGACUGGCUCAACCCCCAACUGGUUUGCUGCUGCUUCUGCUGCUGCUGCUGCUGCUGUUGCUGCUG